CAAAACUUUAGUUGUUUACCUUAAACCUUUGACACAGUACUUAUUACAAUGAGACGCUACAUUGUCUUCGCGCUUUUAGCAACCCUAUCAAACUGCUCCAUACCCCCAAAUUUCAAGAGGUGCUUCCGCAAGGACCCGAAUUUCAAGAAAUGCUACUCCGAAGCGGCACAGUUUGGCACCGCGCAACUUACGAAAGCUUACGAAGCCUUAGGUAUACCAAACUUGGAACCUCUCCACAUCCCUUUUUUAACAGUACGUGAUAAAGGAGGAGUUUUCUCUGUGGACCAAAUUUUCAAAAACUGCAACCUUUCGGGGCUUACAACUUUGAAAUUCGAUCAGAUUGAGCUAGAUCUCGAAAAGAAGAGUUUAUUCGCAGAUGGCGUCAUUCCAAAGGUAGAAUUCAAGUGUCAAUAUGAACUAAACGGUAAAGUACUUCUUUUGCCUAUCAAAGGUGAAGGCGACAGCAACAUUACUUUCAUCAAUUUCCACGCAAAUUAUCGGUCUUUUUAUGACGAAGUUGUAAGGAAUGAUAAGACUUAUUUUAAGACGGUUAAGUCGGAAUUGGAUUCGAGUGCAGAACGGUGGUACUUUCACUUUGACAAUCUUUUCAACGGGAAUAAGGAGUUGGGUGACAAUAUUAAUCUGGUGAUGAACGACAAUUGGAAGGAAAUCGCGGACGAGUUGCAGCCUGAAUAUAAUGAAAUUGUGAGACAAAUACUAGAGGGUAUUUUUGAGAAAAUUUGGACGAAGACGUCUUUGGAGGAGUUUUUCGAUUAACUUGGUGCUAACAAGAAUUUAUGUACAAUUUAGUACUGAAGUAGUUUUUAAUAAAGAUUGAGGUAAUGUUACA
Molecule: messenger RNA, 850 nt
Organism: Zophobas morio
Lineage: Eukaryota; Metazoa; Arthropoda; Insecta; Coleoptera; Tenebrionidae
Product: circadian clock-controlled protein daywake-like
Exons: 4
Coding region: 49-777 (242 amino acids)
Source: RefSeq, a predicted model, not a curated record